Messenger RNA from Astyanax mexicanus (Mexican tetra), 2170 nucleotides. Its product is annotated as hsFATP2a_ACSVL_like domain-containing protein. The transcript is spliced from 10 exons. Gene Ontology annotation, molecular function: long-chain fatty acid-CoA ligase activity; long-chain fatty acid transmembrane transporter activity. The record is from RefSeq and is a predicted model, not a curated record. NCBI's taxonomy places the organism in Eukaryota, Metazoa, Chordata, Actinopteri, Characiformes, Acestrorhamphidae. Bases 104 to 1963 code for a protein of 619 amino acids.
GCCUGAAGUUGUGGCUGUUCGCUGCAGGAAUUUUAAGUCUCUGGGAGCCGCGCCAUGCUGCUCUCCUGAAGCUGAGAGUGAGACGCGCAGAUCCAGAUCCAGUAUGAUGGUGUGGGUGACUCUGCUGGCCGGCCUGGCGCUGCUGCCGCUGCUGCUGAAGCUCCUGUCUCCCUACUUUCUGCAGGACCUCGUGUACAUAUGGAGAGCUGUGGGGUUCGGGGUCAGGCUGGAGCUGUACAAGAGGAGGACCCCGUUCUACAGCAUCCUGGACCGCUUCCUGGACUUCACCAGGAGAAACCCCCACAAGCCCUUCAUCCACUUCGAGGGGAACACCUACUCCUACUCGGAUGUGGACAGACGCAGCAAUAAAGUGGCGAACGCGCUGAGGAUGGUGGCUGGGCUGAAGGAGGGGGACACGGUUGCCAUGUUUCUGGGGAAUGAGCCCUGCUUUGCCUGGGUUUGGCUCGGAUUAGCUAAACUCGGCUGCACUGCUGCUUUACUCAACUUUAACAUCAGAUCCAGAUCCCUGCUGCACUGCUUCUCCUGCUGCGGGGCCAGCGUGCUCAUAGCGGCUGAAGACCUCCGUGGUGCUGUGGAGGAGAUAUUGCCUGCUUUGAAAGAGAAGGGCAUCUCUGUGUACCUUCUCAGUGAUGAGUGCAGUACGGACGGCAUCCAGAGCAUCUCUCAGGCCAUCCAACUGGCCUCAGAUGAACCCCUGUCUUUAUCUCUCAGAUCUAAUCUCAAAGCCCGAAGCACAGCUUUCUACAUCUACACAUCUGGAACCACAGGUCUCCCUAAAGCAGCUGUGGUCACUCAGGAAAGGGUCUGGGCAGGGUCGUUUGUUCAGGGUGUAUCUGGAGUCACUGCGGAGGAUGUGUUCUACAUCAAUCUGCCCCUCUAUCACAGUGCUGGCUUUAUGAUUGGACUCAUUGGAUGUAUAGAAAGAGGGAACACUGCUGUUCUGAGGAGGAAGUUCUCUGCCUCUCAGUUCUGGGAUGACUGCAGAAAGUAUGAUGUCACUGUGAUGCAGUAUAUUGGGGAAACGAUGCGUUAUCUCUGCAACACGCCAAAGAAAGACAAUGACAGAGACCACAAAGUGAAAAUCGCUAUAGGUAAUGGUGUACGAGCUGACGUCUGGAAGGAAUUCCUGAAACGCUUUGGGAACAUUUACGUCAGGGAGCUCUACGCUGCCACAGAGGGAAAUAUCGGAUUUAUUAACUACACCACUAAAGUGGGUGUGGUCGGCCGUGUCAACGUCCUCCACAAGAAACUCUUCCCCUACGCCCUCAUCAAGUUCGACAUAGAGAAAGAAGAGCCAGUGAGAACAGCUGAUGGACUCUGUGUUCCAGCUGCUCAAGGUGAGGCUGGACUGCUGGUUGGAAGAAUCACCAAAAAGUCUCCGUUUGUCGGCUACGCUGGAAACGAGCAGCAGACGGAGAAGAAGCGGCUCAGAGAUGUGUUUGUUAAAGGAGAUAUAUAUUUUAACAGUGGAGAUCUGCUAAAAAUCGACCAUGAAAACUUUGUCUACUUCCAGGAUCGAGUUGGAGACACCUUCAGAUGGAAGGGAGAGAAUGUAGCAACGACUGAAGUGGCAGACAUCCUCUCUAUGGUGGACUGCAUCGAGGAGGCCAAUGUCUAUGGUGUUACAGUCAAAGGGCACGAGGGAAGAAUUGGAAUGGCAGCCGUUACAUUAAAGGAGGGGAACGAGUUUGAUUGUGUCGACACGUGUAAAGUUGUUGCCAGUUACCUACCAGUUUAUGCCAGACCACGAUUCAUUCGCAUUCAGGAAUCGCUGGAACUCACAGGAACCUUCAAGAUGAAAAAGGUGAAACUGGUGGAGGAGGGGUUUGAUCCAGCUCUUAUUCAGGAUCCACUCUACUUCCUUGAUCUGAAUCAGAAGAAAUACGUUUCACUUACUCUGGACAUUUAUAACUCGCUGUUGGCCGGAGAUAUUAAACUAUAAAUCUAGAAAUGUACAAAUGUUCUAAUCAAACAUGUAAACUUUUAACACUUGUGUUUUUCUGUGUGCCUUACGAAAAAGAAUAAUAAUGUAUACUAAAAUAGUUACAAACUAAUCUCAGGGAAAAUAACAGUUCUUCUAUUUUAAUAUUUUUUGACCAAUUUAAUAAGCAAUUUCUAUGUUAAUAAUUGUAUGAUUGUAAUAAAAUGU